Frankliniella occidentalis (western flower thrips) is the source of this 2378-nucleotide messenger RNA. RefSeq lists its product as uncharacterized. Lineage: Eukaryota; Metazoa; Arthropoda; Insecta; Thysanoptera; Thripidae. Bases 280 to 2181 code for a protein of 633 amino acids. The record is from RefSeq and is a predicted model, not a curated record. The transcript has 9 exons.
GGGGCGGGGAGCCGCAGCCAGUCCAGUCUCAGUAGUGCCUGCCUGCCCCGCCGGUCCGCCGGUCACCAGGGAGACGCGACGUCUCGGUCCGGCCCGAGUGACAACACCGCGAGAGACGCGUCGCGAGACGCAAUCGUCGCGACUGGCCGCGCUCUCCGCGUCGCGGGCCGCAGCCAAGUGAACCACGACCACGACCGUGCCCUGCAGUGACCCGGGAUAUACGGCACACGCGUCGGCGGACAAUAUUUCCAACUAAAUCAACACUAAUUAUACUUCAAAAUGGUAUCAUCAAAGACCCUAUUGGUGCUUCUGCUAGCUCUUGCUAUUGAGGCUCAAGCAAUUAAUGUGGCGGAACCAAGUGCUGUGGAUGUAGCUCGCAUGAAAACCAUAUUCUUGACUCAACAUUUGUGGAGAAAUGUUUCAAAUCCUCACUUCACCACCAUGGUGCGACAGGAAACAUUGGAAUCCACAAUGCAUCUGAUAGAUGCACUUGAAUCACUUUCAAAGGCCAUGAAAGAAAUUGAUGUUCCCUCAGUAGAAGAAAAAUUGCACUUCAUCUACAGAUGGGAACGAAUACAGGCCCACUCCCAUGGAGUGCAUUCACUGUUUGAAACUUUUGCUACUUUCAUGAGAAAACAACAAGAAACCCAACAAAUUUCAUCUAAGAGAGCAUGGCUAGAUAUUGCAGAAACUCUUCUGCAAGAUCUAUCUUCAUCAGAAAAUAUUCACAAAUUAAUCUUGUCUGCAGCUGAUAAAAAGGAAAAGAACACAACAAUUUUUGAGGCAGCUCUAAGGGAACACACCAGCAACACAUGUGACAACAAGCAAUCGACACAACUGAUGUUGUACAAUAUGUAUGCUGGAAUGCAGCUAACUCAAUUGAAAUCCUACAUUAUGGGGCAGAGUGCCUGUGCCUUGCUGCAAAUAUUUGAAAAGGGUGAUUAUGAGGAGAGAGCCAAGCAAAUGACCGAACUUCUUACUAAAAGAACACAACAACAAGCAAGUGCUGUGCUCAGGGCAAUGAAGCAAGCAAGCAGAACAAUGUUGCGCUGUGACCCAAGGCAUUAUGAGGAACACAAAACUUAUGAGCAGUUCACACGUCUCCUCCAGGGCUAUAUAGAAAAUGAGGUAGAUAUGAACCCAAAUCAAAAUUGUCGAGGAAGUUGCAAAAAUUAUGAAUUUACUGAGAGCUACGGAUGCUACAAUGAUAAAUUUUGCAGUCAGCAGCCAAAAUGUGAAGGACGUAUAAUUGACUGCCAAUUUAUUGAAUCAGACAUGAAAGUUUGUCAAUCUCAUCCAGGAGAAGUUAGGCGAUAUGAAUAUAUAGAGUAUAAAAAAAAUACUUUGCUUGGAACAGAUCGAAUCACUCACACACCUGAGGCCAAUUGCACUCUUGUCACUGUAAACAGCUGGUGGAGAUUCUUUCUCCCAGCACAUUGUUCUUACUGCUUCUGUUUGUGUGAUGAACCAAGUUCCCUUUCUGAUCGUUUUGUUAGCUUAAGCCCUGAAGUGGCUGAUGUCACCAAUAACAAAGUUAUUACUGGACUUCGUUUUGUGAAGAAAAACAGAGUGAUCUACCUUCAAAUACAGGAGGGUUCUUUACUACCCCAUGGAGCAAUCAAUGCUUCAAGCCUUCAAUGGAAACCAGUCAAUGCGAGUAAAAACGAGUACAAAAUGUCCUGGGAAAAACGUGACAUUGAUCUUGAUAACUUAGAAGCGCCAGAGGGGCACGUCCUCACAGGGAUCCGCUUCCAGGAAGUUGGCACCCAUUUGAAUAUGGAAAUUAUGGUGUCACCUCUAAUUUAUCAUAAAGGUAUUUUGAAAAGACCAACUGAAUUGAGUUACUGGAUCGGAAACUCAAACACGGACAGUGCCUUAGAAAAUCCGAGAUCUGAACUAACACUUUCUUCCAAAAAUGUUCCACAAGACACAAAUGGACCAUGUAAAUUGGAUUCACAGCAUGACUCAUUUCUGAAAUUUACUCACUCCGACAUAGUAACUGAUGCUGCACAAACAACAGUUCCAUUCCUGGACAUUCAGCCUGUAACACUUGAUCCGCCCACACUGCUUGGAGGAGCAGGGCUUUACCAUAAAGGAUCAGAUAGUUCAUCAGGAUUUGUUGCAUUAAAGGUUUUUAACUAUGACAUUUCAAAGCAUGUCAUUGGAAAUGAACUUAGAUAACUGUUGUUAAGUAAAAUUAUCUUAUGUAUUCAAUAAAAUAUCUUUGCACUCAGUUAAAGAACUUAAAAAAAGUCUGGCUGUGAAGCUCAGUGAAUCACUACAUCUUGCUAAGAUCAGAGGGAGAAAGUAAUGCUCCUCGUAUUCUAGCAAGAGAACAGAUACUUCAUAGAUAAAAUAAAUUUUGUCUAAAAUCAUAA